This is a messenger RNA of Lithohypha guttulata, 1596 nucleotides long. RefSeq names its product T-complex protein 1 subunit beta (gene CCT2). Gene Ontology annotation, molecular function: ATP hydrolysis activity; ATP-dependent protein folding chaperone; ATP binding. NCBI's taxonomy places the organism in Eukaryota, Fungi, Ascomycota, Eurotiomycetes, Chaetothyriales, Trichomeriaceae. The record is from RefSeq and is a predicted model, not a curated record. Gene Ontology annotation, biological process: protein folding. Gene Ontology annotation, cellular component: chaperonin-containing T-complex; cytosol. The coding region runs from base 1 to 1596 and encodes 531 amino acids. The transcript is spliced from 2 exons.
AUGGCCAAUAAUCCAACCCAGAUCUUCGCCGAUGAUGUGCAGGAAGAGAAGGGCGAGAAUGCGCGUCUCUCAGCUUUUGUGGGAGCGAUAGCAGUCGGUGACCUUGUAAAAUCGACACUAGGACCCAAAGGCAUGGACAAAAUAUUACAGUCUGCAUCCACUGGAGAGAUAAUGGUUACCAACGACGGUGCCACGAUCCUAAAGUCUAUAGCACUCGACAAUGCUGCAGCAAAAGUGCUGGUGAAUAUUUCGAAGGUCCAGGACGACGAAGUAGGAGAUGGUACAACGUCAGUCACAGUCCUAGCUGCCGAGUUAUUACGCGAAGCAGAGAAAUUGGUCAACCAAAAAAUACAUCCUCAAACAAUUAUCGAGGGCUACCGAGCUUCUGCUCAGGCCGCCCUUCAAGCGCUGGAGAAGAGUGCUGUCGACAACUCGAAGGACAAGGACCAAUUCAGACAAGAUUUGAAAGCCAUUGCUCGAACCACACUUUCCUCGAAAGUCCUUGCCCAAGACCGAACACAAUUCGCUGAUCUGGCAUGUGAUGCUGUCUUGAGACUAGGUGGUACUACAGAUCUCAAUCACAUCCAGAUAAUAAAAAAGCCCGGUGGAAAACUCUCAGACUCAUACUUGGACGAAGGCUUUAUCCUGGACAAGAGAAUAGGCGUCAACCAGCCGAAGAAACUCAAAAAUGCUAAGAUUCUGGUUGCAAAUACAGCUAUGGACACAGACAAGGUCAAAAUCUUCGGCGCCCGGAUGAAAGUCGAUUCGACAGGGAAGCUAGCAGAGUUAGAAAAGUCGGAGAAAGAGAAGAUGAGACAGAAGGUGGAGAGAAUCAAGGCACAUGGAAUAAACUGCUUCAUAAAUCGACAGCUGAUCUACAAUUGGCCAGAACAGCUCUUCAGUGAGGCAGGAAUCAUGUCCAUUGAGCAUGCAGAUUUCGACGGCAUUGAGAGACUUGCGCUGGUGACUGGAGGGGAAAUCGCUUCCACUUUCGAUCACCCAGAUACAGUUAAGCUUGGCCACUGCGACGUAAUAGAAGAGGUUAUCAUUGGAGAAGACACACUCAUCAAGUUUUCUGGCAUGGGUGAAGGUGGAGGAAAAGCCUGCACAAUUGUCCUCCGAGGGGCUACGGAACAGCUGCUGGACGAAGCAGAGCGGUCAUUACACGAUGCUUUGGCUGUAUUAUCCCAAGUCGUGAAGGAACCAAGAAUAACACUGGGUGGUGGCUGUGCUGAAAUGGUCAUGGCAAGAGCAGUAGAACAGUUGGCAAUGAAGGUACCUGGCAAGAAACAGAUUGCGGUAUACUCAUUUGCAACGGCACUCAGGCAAUUACCAACGAUCCUGGCAGACAAUGCAGGUCUCGAUAGUUCGGCACUGGUGACCAACCUGAGAACAGAGAUCCAUCGAGGUAUGAGCACAACCGGUCUGGACCUGCUAACACCAGGUGGUGGUCUGGCGGAUAUGCGAGAACUAGGCGUUAUAGAGUCAUACAAGUUGAAGAAGGCAGUGGUAAGCAGUGCUUCUGAGGCCGCAGAGCUGCUCUUGAGGGUAGACAACAUCAUCAGAGCGGCUCCGAGAAGACGCGAGAGGAUGUAA